UAAAUCCCUUCUAUUAGUAUAACGUCGAGCAACCUGUUUGGCCGUUCGAAAAGAAAGAUUAGCUCAAAGUCCACAGCGAGAGAUGCUCAGUUUCAGAGCAUAAAUACACUCUAGAAUGCUGAAUUGACCAUUAUCGGAUCAGGAGGACCUUAUGAUGCAGAGAACAAUGCAGCUCGUUCUCAGGGUGAAGAGAUCGUCGGGUUUACUACACCAAUUCUCCACUGCGGCGAACUCGCAGAGGUUGGCCGGGAAGGUGGCCGUCAUCACCGGCGCCGCCAGCGGCAUCGGCAAGGCGUCGGCGAAGGAGUUCAUCGGCAAUGGCGCCAAGGUUAUACUCGCCGACGUCCAGGACGACCUCGGCCGCGCCGUCGCCGCCGAGCUCGGCCCUGGCGCGACGUACACGCGGUGCGACGUCACGGACGAGGCGCAGGUCGCCGCGGCGGUGGACCUCGCCGUGGCGCGCCACGGGGCGCUCGACGUGUUCUACAGCAACGCCGGCGUCCUGGGCUCCAUCGCGCCGGCGCCGCUCGCCUCCCUGGACCUGGGCGAGUUCGACCGCGUCAUGGCCGUGAACGCCCGCGCCGCCGUCGCCGCCGCCAAGCACGCGGCGCGCGCCAUGGUGCCGCGCCGGAGCGGGUGCGUCCUCUUCACGGGGAGCGUGUCGGGCGUGGUGGGCGGCACGGGGCCGACGUCGUACGGCGUGUCGAAGGCGGCCGUGCUGGGCGUGGUGCGCGCCGUGGCCGGGGAGCUGGCGCGCCACGGCGUGCGGGCGAACGCCGUCUCGCCGUGCGGCGUCGCGACGCCGCUGUCCAUGGUGCAGGUCCUUGAGGCCUACCCCGGGAUGAGCUUCGAGGAGCUCAAGAACGCCAUGGCGGCGUCCAUGGAGCAGAUGGAAGCUGGCCCGUUGAUCGACCCCGAGGACGUGGCGAGGGCGGCCGUCUUCCUGGCGUCCGACGAGGCCAGGUACAUCAACGGCCAUAACCUCGUCGUCGACGGCGGCUUCACGGUGGGGAAGCUGCUCAAAAUCCCCAAGGAGUAGACAGUGAUCAAGAGCAGUGCAACAAGACAAGAAAAAUUGCAGGAUGCAAAAAAAAAAAAAAGAACGAAUAAGGAAGAGAGUCUACUUUGUACCGUGAAAUAUAGACUCCCCAAAUUUACUUUUCGCUCCCAAAUAAGGCUGUGUUCUAUUGGAACUUCGCAAGUAAAACGAAGCGACGAAUUAACGUAUGAUUAAUUAA
Oryza sativa Japonica Group (Japanese rice) is the source of this 1238-nucleotide messenger RNA. Its product is annotated as momilactone A synthase-like. The record is from RefSeq and is a predicted model, not a curated record. NCBI's taxonomy places the organism in Eukaryota, Viridiplantae, Streptophyta, Magnoliopsida, Poales, Poaceae.